Molecule: messenger RNA, 2171 nt
Organism: Photinus pyralis (common eastern firefly)
Lineage: Eukaryota; Metazoa; Arthropoda; Insecta; Coleoptera; Lampyridae
Product: glutaminase kidney isoform, mitochondrial
Exons: 14
Coding region: 146-2002 (618 amino acids)
Biological process (GO): L-glutamine catabolic process
Molecular function (GO): protein binding; glutaminase activity
Source: RefSeq, a predicted model, not a curated record
AAAUUUACGUACGCGCACUCAUGGAAUAGGUCCGUAACCGCGCGCUUUCAUCGCAGCCGCUUAUAGAUCGCGCUUUAUUUUGACACGCGCCGCAUUUCGAGAACGAACUUUUGUUACUGUACGGACAAUAUUGAUCUUCUGCAAUAUGAAACGACUAGUGUUAAAUUUACGAAAAUGUCACCCAAUACGUUUAAAUAAUCUAUUUAUAAACAGUGGCUCUAAAUUCCUAUCAUCUUAUUAUCAUUCGUUCGACGACUACGGGCACCAUCGAGAGCAUGGCAAACGUAACAAUUUUCAAACCAGACGGAGAUACUCAUUUAUCCACGAUCCGAAUUACAUUUAUUUUAAUACACAGGAUGAAUACAAUUUAAGGUCUUCUGAUUUUAAUAAACCAGAACAAGCACUUUUUCAAAUGUUUAAAAAUGAAGAGACUGGCAUGUUAUCAAUGGGAAAAUUCUUAUCCGCUUUACGGACUACAGGGUUACGAAAAACAGAUCCUCGCCUAAAGGAGAUGAUGGAUAACUUAAAAAAGAUGCAAAAAAAUGCGGAUAAUUCGUCUAUUGAUACCCAAAAGUUAGACGAAGAGACCUUUUCUAGUAUUGUGUCCCAAAAUAUUGGUUUAAUAUCGAGAGCGUUUAGGCAUCAAUUCAUUAUUCCUGAGUUUGAAACCUUCUCAAAGGAGAUUGAAGAGAUUUACUGGAAAUGUAAAAGUAAUACAGAAGGAAAGGUUGCUAGCUACAUUCCACAAUUGGCACGCACUAAUCCCGACUAUUGGGGUGUUAGCAUUUGUACCGUUGAUGGACAAAGGUUUUCACUUGGGGAUGUUAAUGUACCUUUUACAUUGCAAUCAUGCAGUAAGCCUUUGACAUAUGCUAUUGCUUUAGAUCAACUUGGCGAAGAUGUUGUGCAUCACUAUGUUGGCCAGGAGCCCAGCGGAAGAAAUUUUAACGAAUUGAUUUUGGAUUACAACAAAAAACCUCAUAAUCCGAUGAUAAACGCUGGUGCGAUUCUCGUUUGCGCGCUUCUAAAAACGUUGGUGAAGCCUGAAAUGACAUUGGCGGAGAAAUUCGAUUUUACUAUGAAUUACUUUGAGAGGUUGGCUGGCGGAGAAGACUUAGGAUUUAAUAAUGCCAUCUUUUUGUCCGAACGUGAAGCUGCAGACAGAAAUUACGCGUUAGGUUUUUAUAUGAGAGAGCACAAGUGCUAUCCUGAAAAGACUAGUUUUAGGGAAUGUAUGGAUUUUUAUUUUCAGUGUUGUUCCAUGGAAACGAGCUGUGAUAUAGUAUCAGUAAUGGCCGCUACUUUAGCUAAUGGUGGUAUUUGUCCAUUAACCGAAGAGAAGGUCUUAGGUCCUGAAAGUGUAAGGAACGUUUUAUCUUUAAUGCAUAGUUGUGGAAUGUACGAUUACUCUGGUCAAUUCGCAUUCAAGGUGGGGUUACCUGCCAAAUCGGGUGUUUGUGGUGGGCUCCUUGUGGUUAUACCUAAUGUCAUGGGUAUCUGCACUUGGUCACCAUCUUUAGAUGCCCUUGGUAACAGUUGUAGAGGAGUCCAGUUCUGUGAGGAGUUAGUUAAGAAAUUCAAUUUUCAUAGAUACGAUAAUUUAAUACACGCGUCUGACAAAAUAGAUCCCAGACGUCAUAAAUUUGAAACCAAAGGUUUAAAUAUAGUAAAUCUUCUAUUUUGCGCAUCCAGUGGAGACAUUACUGCCUUAAGAAGGCAUAAAUUAUCUGGAAUGGAUAUGACCCUAUCCGAUUAUGAUGGUCGAACCGCCCUUCAUCUGGCAGCUGCCGAAGGCCACGUCAAUUGUGUAGAAUUUUUACUGAAACAAUGCAAUGUUCCACAUAACGUCCUAGAUAGGUGGGGAAAUUCGCCUUUGCAUGAAGCCACAAUGUUUGGACACACUGCCGUUGUUGAUUUAUUGAAAGAGUGGGAAACUCAUUGUGCUCUCAGUGGCGCUAAAAAGGAAAAGAAGGAAGAUGACUUGCCUCCACUUAACACUUAAUUGAGACAGUAUUUUUUAGAGAGAGUUUUUUAGAUGUUGCAAAAGUACUUAUGUGCAUUUGUAAAAGAUUAUGUUAAUAAUUCUUCCUUUUUCUAAUGUCGUUCAUAUUUAUUAUGAUUAAAGUUCCAAUGUAUGUAAACAUGCAGACAAUAAAGUAUUAUUUCAUAAA